AGAAUAGAAAACUCAAUUCAAAACGCAAGGGGAGGUGGUGGUGGCUCUUUUCAAAAAACAAACAUUUCUCUCCGAGGAGACUCACCUCACCUCUCUCUUUCAUCUCUCCUUCUGUUUUCAAAAUCGUUGAAAUUUCAAUUCUGAUCUCCCCCGACGCCAUUAGAUCUCAAACUUGUAGGGUUUUUGCAUUACUUGGAUCGCCUUAGCCUUUACUCGGAACAAUUCUUGGCUCUCUUACUUCUUUUAGAUCCUUUUCGUCUUGGAAAUUUUGUUAAUUUCAAUUUACAUGGAGGCGAUCGAAGAGUUGGGGGAGCUCUCAGAGUCCAUGAGGCAAGCGGCGGCUUUGCUUGCUGACGAAGAUGUUGACGAGAAGCCGAGCUCCACUUCUAGAAGGACUUCUACUUUUCUUAAUGUUGUUGCCCUUGGCAAUGUUGGUGCUGGUAAAUCUGCAGUUCUAAACAGCUUAAUUGGGCAUCCUGUUUUGCCAACUGGUGAAAAUGGUGCUACCCGUGCUCCUAUAAGCAUUGACUUACAGAAGGAUGGCUCUUUGAGCAGCAAAUCAAUACUUUUGCAAAUUGACAAUAAAUCCCAGCAAGUUUCUGCAAGUGCAUUACGGCAUUCUUUACAGGAAAGGUUGAGUAAGGGAGCCUCGGGCAAGAGUCGGGAUGAAAUAUAUUUGAGAUUACGGACAAGUACAGCACCUCCCCUGAAAUUGAUAGAUUUACCUGGCCUGGAUCAACGUAUCAUGGAUGCGUCUAUGGUUAGUGACUAUGCUGAGCACAAUGAUGCCAUCUUGCUGGUUAUCGUACCAGCAGCCCAAGCAUCAGAAAUUGCUUCCUCUCGGGCCCUUAGGGUUGCCAAGGAAUAUGAUGGAGAAGGUACCAGAACUGUUGGUGUAAUUAGUAAAGUUGAUCAAGCUGCUUCAGAUCAGAAAGCUCUUGCAGCUGUUCAGGCUCUCCUGUUGAAUCAGGGUCCAGCAAAAACUGCUGAUAUCCCUUGGGUUGCUUUAAUUGGUCAGUCAGUUUCAAUAGCUUCUGCACAGUCUGGAUCUGACAGCGCAUUGGAAACUGCAUGGAGGGCAGAAAAUGAAAGUCUUAAAUCAAUAUUGAAUGGAGCUCCUCAAAGUAAACUGGGCAGAAUAGCUUUAGUGGAUGCUCUGGCACAUCAAAUUCGCAAGCGUAUGAAAGUUCGGCUUCCUAACCUUCUUUCUGGGUUACAAGGGAAGUCUCAAAUAGUUCAGGAUGAAUUAGUGAGGCUUGGGGAGCAGAUGGUUGAAAGUGCUGAGGGCACAAGAGCUAUUGCAUUGGAGCUUUGCCGUGAAUUUGAGGAUAAAUUUCUCCUGCACAUUACGACUGGCGAGGGUGCUGGUUGGAAAGUUGUUGCCAGUUUUGAGGGAAAUUUCCCGAAUAGGAUCAAGCAGCUUCCUUUGGACAGGCAUUUUGAUAUCAAUAAUGUCAAGAGGAUUGUAUUAGAAGCCGAUGGUUAUCAACCAUAUCUCAUAUCUCCGGAAAAGGGUUUGAGGUCUUUAAUAAAAGGAGUUCUCGAGCUUGCAAAAGAGCCAUCACGUCUUUGUGUUGAUGAGGUACACCGAGUCCUGGUAGAAAUAGUUUCUGCUUCUGCAAAUGCUACACCGAGCUUAGGAAGAUACCCUCCUUUCAAGAGAGAGGUCGUAGCUAUUGCUACUACUGCUCUGGAGGGAUUCAAGAAUGAAGCAAAAAAGAUGGUUGUUGCACUAGUGGAUAUGGAGCGGGCAUUUGUGCCUCCCCAGCAUUUCAUCCGUUUGGUGCAAAGGAGGAUGGAAAGACAGCGACGAGAGGAGGAGCUUAAAAACAGAUCUUCUAAAAAAGGUCAUGAAGCUGAGCAAGCAAUACUAAAUAGGGCAACUAGUCCUCAAACAGGGGGAAAUUUGAAAUCAAUGAAAGAGAAAUCCAAUCAGUCAGAAAAAGAAGUGCAGGAGGCCUCUGGCUUAAAGACUGCAGGUCCUGAAGGAGAAAUAACUGCAGGCUUUUUGUCAAAGAAAAGUGCAAAAAAUGAUGGAUGGAGCAAGCGAUGGUUUGUUUUGAAUGAGAAGACUGGGAAGCUUGGUUACACAAAAAAGCAAGAGGAGAGAAUUUUUCGUGGUGUCAUCACAUUGGAGGAAUGCAAUAUUGAAGAGGUGCCAGACGAUGGAGAACCUCCCGCGAAGAGUUCAAAGGAUAAAAAGGCCAAUGGACCUGCUUCUACAGCACCCAGCCUUGUUUUUAAAAUAACUAGCAAGGUCCCCUAUAAAACUGUUUUGAAAGCCCACAGUGCUGUUGUUUUAAAGGCUGAAACUAUGGCUGAUAAGGUUGAAUGGAUAAACAAGAUAUCAAAAAUUGCGCAAUCUUCCAAAGGACAAAUUAGAAAUGCCUCUCCUGAAGGUGGUUCUACUUCUACAUUGCGGCAGAGUCUUUCUGAUGGUUCUCUAGAUACGAUGGCUCGAAGGCCAGCAGACCCUGAAGAGGAGCUUCGGUGGAUGUCUCAGGAAGUGCGUGGUUAUGUUGAAGCAGUCUUGAAUAGCUUGGCAGCUAAUGUUCCCAAAGCAGUUGUUCUCUGCCAAGUUGAGAAAGCCAAGGAAGAUAUGCUAAAUCAGUUAUAUAGCUCUAUCAGUGCUCAAAGCACGGCGAGGAUUGAAGAGCUGCUUCAAGAGGAUCAGAAUGUAAAGCGCAGGAGAGAGCGCUACCAAAAACAGUCUUCGCUCCUUUCUAAGUUGACACGUCAACUCAGCAUUCAUGACAACCAGGCAGCUGCUGCUUCCAGUUGGUCUAAUGGUAGUGCAGAAAGCAGCCCGAAGACAAAUGGUCCAUCAGGCGAUGACUGGAGAUCCGCAUUUGAUGCAGCUGCCAAUGGUUCUGUGGAUUACAGUACAUCUAGAUCAUCAUCCAGAUCUUCAUCCAGAUCUUUAUCUAAUGGUCACAGUCGGCAAUACAAUGGCUCGGCACAGAAUGGCGAUAUAAGCCCUGGUUCAAACUCGAGCAGUCGUCGUACUCCUAUCCGGAUGCCGCCUGCACCCCCAUCGUCUGGAUCUUCGGGUUACAGAUUCUAACAGAUGUUUGAUCGAUUUUUCAUUUACAAUUCAUAUAUUCACUGCAUUUUUGGUGGGUGAGAUUCAACCUCUGAUUUGAUGAGUUUGUCAUUCAAAAUUCUAUUAUAGAAUCUCUUGGGGGGAGAAGAGAGGGUGUUUGUGUAUAUAAAGACUAGAGUUCCUCUAUGUCAGGUUUUAGUGGGUUGCCUUAGUAGUAAGAAACUUAGAACAGUGGCUUCAAGGUGUUCUUGAAAUCCAUUAUCUUAUAUUUUUAUGCUAGCUUAAAACCCUAAUCAAUUCAGUGGGAAUUCCUUUUUAUAUAAUUUUUCAAUUAUACUGUUUAAUGCAAUGAUGUUCAAAUUAAGUGCCA
Messenger RNA from Manihot esculenta (cassava), 3413 nucleotides. RefSeq names its product dynamin-2A. Bases 287 to 3064 code for a protein of 925 amino acids. Gene Ontology annotation, molecular function: microtubule binding; GTPase activity; GTP binding. Gene Ontology annotation, cellular component: membrane; cytoplasm; microtubule. The transcript has 22 exons. NCBI's taxonomy places the organism in Eukaryota, Viridiplantae, Streptophyta, Magnoliopsida, Malpighiales, Euphorbiaceae. The record is from RefSeq and is a predicted model, not a curated record.